CAAGAAAACACUUCAGCCCUCAUAUCACUCUAGCAAGUUUCCUUUUGAUGUAAUAAAAUAGCUAAUUAUCUCAUUAACCCUACUGUUCGAUGGAGGAAUAGAAAUGAAAAAUUCAAACUCAAAAUAACCUUUCGUUAGAAGAACAGAAACAGGAUUCGUAAGUAGACUGCAUUAUACACAAGUGAAAACCUGAAAUCUCAUCCUGAUGACAAUAUUCCAGUUCAAAGAAGAUAUUGAAUACUGUACAGGUACAAAAUUCUGAUGUAGAGCUACUGAUGGAUACUGAGUGCUUCAGUCGUCCUAUUACAUCUGUGAACUUUCAAAGAGAUGCGGAAGCAGCUGCUGAGACAUUUCCAUCGAUCCAAACUAAAACUAACUUUUAUACUAUGGCUGGAAUUCUGGAUUUCCUGCAGUUGGAAUGGUCAAGAAUGCAAUCAGAACGAACACAAUGGGAUGUUGAGAGAGCAGAAUUGCAUGCGAGGAUAGCAUUCCUUCAGGGUAAAUUUAGGGGACUUGAAUGUCUUCGGAACGAUUUGAUUCGUCGAAUCAAAAUGUUGGAAUAUGCCUUAAUAAGAGAAAGAAGUAACAAAACUCAAGAUGGGCAAUCCAAAGAAAACGAAGAAAAUAUGAUAAGCGUGCAUUUUUCUAGGUCUGAUUUUGGUACAGACCAUUCAAAAACAAAUGUAGAUAGUGAGUGGCAAAAUGAAAAUAUCCAGCUGAGCAAGUACUUAAAUGACUCAACUUCAUCUGACGUUUCACAUACUUCUGGUAAUCCAGCACUCUGCGAUGCUUCUGGAGUCAGUUUGCUAGUCAGUGAUGGUCUCAGUUCAGAAACUAAUGUUCUCCAAGGGUCUCUUAAAUAUGAUGAUUCUGAGUUAAAGGGUUUUCAAAAUUCACUGGAACUUCCCAUAGAACAUUGCGGUUUAGAACAAAAUAAACAAUCACAAGAUGGCCCGUCUGACUUCAGUUUGUCUAACAGUUCCAGUUUCGAUUACUUGGCACUUACGGAAGAAGGGGAUCUGACUUCAACAAUUGAAUCUCAGUGUAUUACAGACCCAGAAACUGCUGAAGCACUUUUAGAAUUUGAGCAGCUUGUUGCGCAAAGUCCAUGUUUGGAUAAAACUCCUUCGAUUGAACAUAUAAAUCAUACUCUUUUAAAGCAUAAUGAGUCUUUACACAAGGAUUGGGAUAAUUUAAAUGAACAAGAACUGUUGCAACGUUUCAAAGAACAGUAUCGAGCAGACCGUUCACAUGUCAAAUCUUCACAUCUAUCUCUUCAUUUUCCUCUUAUUUCUAAUGUAAAAUUAAAAGAAAGCUUAAAUAUAGAUGAUAAGAAGUUGAAAAUCACUUCAUUACCUAAUGAUUUAAAUGUUCAACAAUCUAGUUAUGGCAGUAAUAAUAAUAGUGAUCGAUCGAUAAAUUUCGAUGCUGUUGAAGAUGAAUUGGAUAAUAUACUACCGAACUUUGAUAUGUUGAUCAAUCAAAAACAUCAACAUCAUCACCAACAACGAAAUGUAUCAAAGAAUGAGAUUUUACACAAUUCUAGUAUCACUACUACUAAUACUACUACUACAACCACUACCACUUCAAAUAUACUGUCAAAUCAAUUAAAUUCAACAAAUGAAUCAACCUUAAGACUAGAAGAUUUGGCAAAUCUUUCUAAUAUGUCGAAAAGUGAAUUUAAUUCUAAACAAGCACAUGCAGUUGCUUUAGCGAUGGAUAAUUUAGAUGGAAUGAGUGAAUGUCUCAUUAAUAGAUCAUCAAAUGAGAAAAUUAAUCAAUCCACACCAACACAAAAACCUGCAACAUGGAUAGCAAAAUAUACACUGCGUAGUCAUUUUGAUGCUAUUCGUGAUAUUUGCUUUCAUCCUAGUGAAUCAGUUUUAGUUACAUGCAGUGAAGAUCAUACUUUAAAAUUAUGGAAUUUAAAUAAAACUGUUCAAACGAAAAAGUCUUCAAUGUUUGAUGUUGAACCGAUAUACACAUUUCGUGGGCAUACUUCACCAGUUUUAUCAGUAGAAAUGGUUCCUAGUUUAUUGAAAGUAGAUAAUUCAUGUCAAUCAGGACUGAUGCUUUCACCGAUCUAUAUAUACUCUGGGGACUUAUCAGGUUGUAUACGUAGUUGGUGUGUGUCUAAUCUACAAUUAGAUCCUUAUGAUACUUUCGAUACAGCAAUGAUGGGUCCUAUUUUUGAAGGUCAUACCGACGCGGUUUGGUCAUUGUGUUCACGUUACGACGGUUUACUGCUUUCAACUUCCUCUGAUGGUACUUCUCGUCUAUGGCAUUUACGUCCAAAUUCAUUUGUCAGUUCUGAUGUAUAUUACAUUAGUAAAAUGCUUAAUAAAUGUGAGAAUAUAUCUCAACAAGACUCAACUCCUACUUCAGCCACAUUUGUAUGUACCAAUCUAGCCCAAUUCGCUGCUGGCUUCAAUUCAGGUCAUGUAUGUUUAUUCAAUUUGGAUACACAUCAAAUUGUUAGAAAUUUUCAGUCGAUUAAUAAGACAGAUAUCAGUGAUACUUCUCAGGACGCAAAUGUAUACUCUGUAAAUUCUAUCAUUUCUCAUCCUCAUCUCUCAUUAAUAAUUAGUGCUCAUGAUGAUCGUCAAAUUCGUUUUUGGGAUUCGUUAAGUGGCAAAUGUGUUCAUUCAUUGACUGCUCAUUUGGAUUCAGUAACAACACUCAGUUUAAAUUCUAAAGGAACAUUAUUACUCUCAGCAAGUCAUGACUGUUCCAUACGAAUAUGGGAUAUCAAUACAAAAUUAUGUAUUCAAGAGAUUACAGGUCAUAGGAAAAAAUUUGGUGAAGCUAUUAAUGCAGUUGCAUUUCAUCCAACACAACAUUUUAUGGCUAGUGCUGGGUCUGAUGCAUUGGCUAAAGUAUAUGUUUAAAAGAAGAAAAAUGGAGAGCAGAUGUGGUUACAAUCAGUACAUUUAAUGUUCGCUGAUAUCUUAACCAUCAAUUGUAUAUACCUACAUUCUUUUUGUGUACUUUUUUAUUAUUAAUAAAACAUUCUGUCAAGUAUUAUUUAUUUCGUGCGUAUCGACGUGAAUUUUUCUUCACAGUAAUGUGAUCAAUUAUUUAACAGUCAAUUUUUUUUAUUUUGCUUAUCAUUUUCUGUCCAAUCUGUUAUUGAAUACUACAAACUAAUCUUGUCAUAUAUAUUAAUAUAUCGAAUUAAUCGAUGGCUGUUCUUUCAAUGUCAAUCAUCUAUAACAUUUAAUACCUACUUACCGGUGGUUGUAUCUAAGCACGCAUUAUCUUAUAUACAAUGAACAGGCUAGUUACCUAACUUUUUAUUUCUGUAAUAUUUUUAUCAUUUGACUUUACAUUUAUUAUUUUAAUACAACGUUCGCUGUACACACUAUGUAUCCGCAGUUGGUUGAUAUGUUCUGCUGAAAGGUUUUUAUUUCUAAUGGUUUUAAGCUUAAAGAAGAAUAGCUCUUGUCC
Messenger RNA from Schistosoma rodhaini, 3447 nucleotides. The record is from the annotation of a GenBank genome assembly. NCBI's taxonomy places the organism in Eukaryota, Metazoa, Platyhelminthes, Trematoda, Strigeidida, Schistosomatidae.